UAUUAAAAGGCGUGGAUUCAAAUAUUCUUGAAGUGGGGAUGUUGGUUCUGGUCGUUGAUGAGGGGUUGUUGCUUAUUGCAGUGGAGAGAAGCUUCGGCCUAGAAAAAGAAAAUGAAUUUAAGAGAAAACGAUUCUUGUUCAUUGGUGAGAGGGAUCUUGCCCAUAUAGUUGAAGACAAGUGGUGUAGUAUUGUAAUAGUAAAUAUAUCGAGUUAUGUCUAGAUAAGACUGAGAGGGACUAACUAAUGUAUUUACUAGUAUGGAUUCUCUUGGCUGUAAUUGAAUUUAUGAGUAGUAUAGUUUUGAGCUUGUAAUUGAUGAUUUAUUACUUGUUAAUAAUGGAAAAUGACAUGGUUAUGGAUGUAUCAUUAUAUUGAGAGGGUGAAUCAGGUAAGUAUUUUGUAUGUUUAUUUUAUUUCUUAGUAAUUUAUAUAUUUUUGCGGUGCGCAACAGAUAUGCUUCUGGUUGGCCUCUAGAAGUUUUUGCAUGAGGUUGGUCUAACAUUCAACAAUGGAGCGGGUUCGUUGAUAAGGACGCUGUUUUGAAACAAGUCCUGGAAUAUUGAAGAUAGCUCAGGAGUUCAUUUAUUUCUUUAGUUGAUCAUAUGGGUAGGCAUGAAAUCACUGAGGAGAUCAAAGAAACAUUACCAUCAGAUCAGCCUGCAAUCACUACAACAACAACUCAGCCUCAAGCUUCAUCAAGCAAUCAUUCUGAGACGCCCCAAGAUUCUUCCACUAGCUUAUUAGAUGUAGAUCUAGUGAUUGGACGUCCCUGGACUUCUGGAUUGUUUGAUUGUCGUCAAGAUCAAACAAAUUCCAUUGCUACAGCAUUUGUUCCUUGUGCAACGUUCGGACAAAUAUCAGAAGUGUUGGACGAAGGAAAGUCUACUUGUAGGGGUAGGAGUUCCUGUUACUUCUUUUUGAUGCUUGCUUCAUACUCUCAAUGGAUUUUGAGCACUGAGUACAGAACUAAGCUGAGAAAGAAGUUUAAUUUGGAAGAAGCUCCCUACACAGAUGUGGUAUCUCAUAUAUUUUGUCCAUGUUGUUCCCUUUGCCAGGAGUUCAGAGAGCUUAAAAACAGAGGACUUGACCCUGCUUUAGGUACUAUCCUUCUCACUUCUCAGUACGUAUCAGUCAUGUUGGUCUCUAAUGUAUUCAACCGUAUCCAAAAGAAUGGCCAGGGAUUUUGUCUAAUUGCAGGGAACAAUGAGCUCUGAUUGCUACCAUUAUCAUUCUGUAAAGACUACAAGUUCAAACCCUAUCCUAUUCCCUUCUGAAGUUUUUAAUGUAGAAGAGAUAAAAAGAAAAAUACGGAAAAUUCAAGAAAAAGGGAAUUUUUGUUUCUUCUUUGUAGUUUGAAUCAGCACUGCAUUACAGCACUCAAUUUUGAAAAAUUUACUGUGUUAAUUUUGUGAAUGUUGAAUGUAGGUUGGAAAGGAAUCCUGGCUCAGCAACAGGGAAGACAGGCUGAUGAUGAACAACUAAAUGUUCCCCCUCCAAAUCAAGCCAUGUCUAAGUAAAUUCAUGUUUUUCAAGUAAUUAAAAAGAGCAGAGCUGCUGAUUUUUCAGUGUUUUCUUGGUACAAGCCACACUUAAUUUUGUCAUUUACAGUAGGAACUGCUGAAGUGAUUCAUUCUAUUCUUCUGAUUGGAAAUAUGCAUCUAUAGUUUCAGGAAGUUUAUGUGAAAUCUCUUGUUAUCAACUCCAUUACCCUCAUUACAGUGUAUUACUCUACGGAUAAGUUUUAUUUUAAUGGUCAGAAAAAGGUUUUAAUUUGUGCAGUCA
This is a messenger RNA of Hevea brasiliensis (rubber tree), 1783 nucleotides long. RefSeq names its product protein PLANT CADMIUM RESISTANCE 8. The coding region runs from base 604 to 1215 and encodes 203 amino acids. NCBI's taxonomy places the organism in Eukaryota, Viridiplantae, Streptophyta, Magnoliopsida, Malpighiales, Euphorbiaceae. The transcript has 4 exons. The record is from RefSeq and is a predicted model, not a curated record.